UGGCUCUCCCCCAAAAUGGAGGCGGGACCGGUUAAUCGGCCGAUGCAGGGGCGCGGGGGAGACGCCUCAGGGGCGCUGCGGGGCGACUGAAACUGUGGCCGGUGGGGACACAUCUCUCCGUGGACAUGAAGUGCGCUCACUGCCAUCACUUCUCUAAGGAUGACAGCCCCAGGUUCUGCAGCCAGUGUGGGAAGCCGAUGGGGUCUCGGGUCCAGUUGCCAAAAAACAGGAGCGGCCCCGAGGCCCCCUCCCCGAAGGAGGUGGAAAUGGAGCCCGGCGGAGAACUGAAGGUGGAAGAUCCUCUUCCUUCGAUCCCGGCUGCCGGUGGCGAUCGGCGAGACAAUCCGGCCGAAUCCAUAUCGGACGCCUCGUUGACUCAGCAGGGGAGCAAGAAGAAGAAGAGGACUCGAACUAAGAAAAAGAACAAGAAUCCCUCUGAUUCUGCCGAGCCCAAUUCACCAUCCCUGUCCAGUUCGGAACCAUCAAGUCUGAGUUCCCUUUCCAGCUUGGGGGUCCUGGAUGCUCAAGGCGCUCCCCAAGACGGUCCGGCUCCCGAGAACGGGUCGACCCCCCCGGCUCCCCAGGUUUCUGCCGGAAGCGACGGGGACCAGGCCACGGGGGACCGGAUCCCGGAGCCCUCGGAGCCGAAGAGCCGGCUCGAGGGGCCGGGUCCCAAAGAGAGAGAAGGGAAUCAGGACGCCGCCGUUCCCUCGGGGCUCGCCGGCGUCGGAGGGGCCGGCGUGGGCAGGGAAGGAGGCGGGCCGGGGGGUCUGCUGGAGGAGGGUGCGCCCGCCGAGCAGACGAAAGAGACCGACGGAAACGGGGACCGGGGCCGCUCCCGGGACCGAGGCCGGAAGGAGCGCGGCGCCUCCCCGACUCCCCGGGUCCCCGAGGCGACUCAGGAGGCCGGCUCCAAGCAGGCUUCCCCUCCGGCCAGAGCCGCCAGUCUUCCCCGCCGGGAUCCGAACCCGAAGGGGCCUCCCCCCAAAUCUAAGGGGGUCCCCCCCGAAGAAAAGAAAUCCGAAGUUUCUAAACCGCAAGCCAGCGCCCCGGAGCCCAAGGAAGCAGAGGCGAAGAGCAAGCCGGCUAAGACGGGGAAGGGAUCGCUGGGGGAAGCCGAGAGCCCUGAAGCGACCAAGCCAGAGGGAGCGCCCAAGAACUACGCUGCGGCUGUGGCUUCGGGCAGUCAGAAGAGUGCCAAGGAGCAGCAGAACAAGAGAGCUAGCGAAAGCGCAGUGAAAAUAAGACCGUUGAGUCCCGGCAGAGGGAUCCAAGUCGUCUUUCAUGCCAUCAUCUCGAGACAUUUCAACUUCAACCUUCAGCAAGAUAAAGUGUUCAUCAGGGGAGGACGAGCCUUCGGGCCUGAGCAGUGGAAAGAAAAUGUCUGUGAGCUGAACUGCGUCAAGGACUUGGGAGAACACGGGUUCCUCGUUGAGGGUUUUUGUACCAUUUCCAAGGAUAAGAUGAAUCAGAGUAUCCCGUACAAAUAUUUCUUGGUCUGCGGCGAAGCCUCAGAAUACGAAUUCAUCUACAAAAGGAAGGAGUCGUCAGAACACAUAAAUCGCUGUUUGUUCAUCAAACAGUCAUUGGUCACUGCAGGAGAAUGGCACCAAUAUGAUGACAUAGUUUGCCAGAAGCCUGCAGAAAGCCUGUUUAAGAAGUUGAAGAAUCUGUUCUCAGAUGAAAAAAAAAAUGUGAUUAAAGGGAAGCAAAUUGCAGGGGAAAUUAUGCUAGACAAUAUCUUCAGCCUCCUCAGAUCCUGGAGCCCUAAGAAUGUGGAGAGUUUAUUCAGCCAGUUUUCUCAAUUCUUCUUUGUGGCGGAGAAGCCCAUGGUCUUCGAAGCAGAGGCGAAUCAUUGGAGCGAUCUUGGAUUCGGAGAGAAGGAGGUGAAGGCGCUGAUGUGGACCUAUCUGAAAAAACUGAUCUCACCCUUUUUGGAGAAGAACGCCACCGGCUCUCUGCCCGACACCCUUCCGGUGAAGAGUAAAUUGCGGACGGGACUGAUCGUCCUCAACCUAGUCAAAGAGUUCAAGCUUCCGUAUGGCAAAGACGAUAUGCCCAUGCUCUGCAGCCUCCUCUGCCUCGACUCUAUGUCCGAAGACGCCUUGCAACGAGAACUGACACUCGCCAGGGAGGGGUUUGCAAUGAUUCCCAGAACGAAAGGAGUCUUGAAGGAAUUCUGCACGGAAUGCAUCAGCAAGGAAGUCAGUCACUGGGUGUGGAUCCUCCCCGUCUUCCACAUCUUUUCGGAGCCCUUCCCCGGAGACCAGCUCCUUCCGCAACAGCCCGAGGAGUCGUGGGCGGGCCUGGACGGCCUCCGCUACAGCAGGUCUUCGGGGAAGAAGAACGAAGUGCAGCAGCUCAUGAAGAAGAAAAAGCAUCUGCUGAAAGCAGACAAGCGGCUGUUCCGAUCUUGGUUCUGCUUGCUGCCUCAGGAAAGCUUGGCCGAUUAUAUGACCGAGUUUCCGGCCAACCUCCGCGACUGCCUCGUGGGAACUUGGUAUCGGCUCCAGAAAGUGACCGUCUCUUACACGAAUCGGGAGGACAUCAGAGAUAUUCUGAUGAAGCUGCUGGACAUCAUGGACAAUAAUCAAGACAGUAGUGUCCUUCAGGAGGACUUGCUCACGUGCCUAAAACUCCACAAGGCUGUCUGCAGAGCCAUGGAAAAAUUUCGCUGGCACGAGUUGCCCGCCCUAUCUGCCGAGCUCGUAGCCAGAGCUACGGCGGCUGCCCCGUCGGUGGAACCUGGAGAAGUCUUGGAAAAUGAACCCAGGAAGCUUAAUUCAGUGAAAGAAAUAUUCCUCGAAUGCCUCACCGACACCCUGAAAUGGUUCCGGCAGUGUUCGGCGGCCUGCCCGCGUUUGCAGUUCCGUUACUUGAUCUCAGACGAUUUUAAGGAGGAACUUGAGGCCUGUAACCGGUUCGUGAGCAUAAGCUUUGCCACGGAGGACCUCACGGAGGAGUGGAAGAGAUCUCUGCUCGGCAUUAUAGAAGAAAGAAUCAAACAGGAAGCCCCAGUGGAGCAGAUCAAGGCCUACUGUCACACGGAUUUUCAGGACAUGGACGCCUGCAUCAGCAAGUGCUUCGAGACCUGCGCCAUUGAAGCCGUGAGCUCGGCCUGCCAGUCUCGGACCAACAUCCUGGACAUGGUCGGUUCGAGCAACCUGGGGAGGUUCGGCUCCCUGGUGUCGGAGGUGAUCACCAAGUCGUGGCCGAGGCGGGAUGGGAAAGAGGCGGACGACUUGGAGGAGGUUUUAGAGCACCUGCUGACCUGGCCCGAUACCAAACACCUCUUCAACUUGUACGGAACCAACCAGCAGAUCCUGGAGAAGAUUUCCGGGGACGCCAAGAAGCUGUUGGCCAUGGCCGACGAGGUGUUCGCGAAGGUGAUGGACGACCUCCUGAGUGGACAGAUCCUGAUCGGACGUCUGGAGCAGAUCGCCAAGCACAAGAAAAUAUUUCAGGAUAUAUGGGAACUGAAGCAAAAGAGUCUUUCCCCCCAGGAGAAGAAACAUGAUCUGAACAAAGUGUUGUCCCAGAGGGAGAAUGAAUUAAACUACGUGAAGCUCGAGAAAAGAUACGUGGACUGUCUCCUGAUGAUGAUUCAGGAAGUGGACGAGUUAAGAGUGGCUACUGGAGAGAUCAAGAGGAUCCAUUUGGAAGACCUGCGAGGAAAGAGACUGCACGAGGCGGUGGAAGUGUCGUUGCCGGACUCUCCUCCCAAGGAAGAAAAGAAAACGCAUUACAACCUGCACCGUGACGUCCUGAAAAUGGCCCAAAAAAUGGAGUCUUUAAAGGAUAGCCACAUCUUCCAGAUGUGCUGGAAGCAAGGAGCCAGGAGCUUUGUGGAGAGCGAAGAGCCAGAAGACGAAACACUGGACUUAGAAGACAUCUGCUUCGUGCUCUUCCACCCCUGCGUCGAAAGGUUUACCCGACUGUAUAAGGACCUGAAGUCCGGAGACCUGACGCUGGCGGAGGUGGACGUCGUCUUCAGAGACUUCAACAACGAGUACGCGGCUCUCACCAGAGACCUCCACGUCAUGCGCCAGUUGGACGGGAGCGACCGAGGGAACUGGAUCGACCAGAGGGUCGGGCAGAUCAAAGAGUACCACCAGCUGCACCUGGCUAUCCAUUCCGCCAAGGUCAUCGCCAAGGUCAAAGACAACCUGGGCCUGACGGGCGACUUCGGCGUCCUGCAGACCCUGUUGAACUUCACCGAGGAGUUGCCGGCCUUCGGGAAGGAAAAGCUGGAUCGUAUCAACAAGCAGCUCAUCCACGCCAAGCAGCUGCUGCAGGAGAUCGACGAGGCCCGUCGCCAGGCCCUGGAGGAGGUCUCGCUGAGAAAGGACUUCAUAAGAUGGGUCCGAGAGGCUCUGGAAGACAUCAACGAACUGAAGGUGUUCGUGGACCUGGCGUCCAUCUCGGCGGGGGAGAACGACAUGGACGUGGACAGGGUGGCCUGCUUCCACGACGCCGUGCAGGGCUACGCCUGUCUGCUCUACAAGCUGGAGGCGGGGGCCGACUUCGACCGGUUCAUGGACUGCCUGAAGGAGCUGUGGAAGGCCCUGGACAAUGACCGGCACCUGCCCAAGAAGCUGAGCGACUCCGCUCGGCACCUGGAGUGGCUGAAGACGGUGAAGGACAGUCACGGCUCGGUGGAACUGUCCUCCUUGUCGCUGGCGACCGCCAUCAACGGCAGAGGAGUCUACGUCAUCAAGGCCCCCGAGGAAGGCCAGGAGCUGUCGCCGGACACCGUCCUGACUCUGACCCUUCCCGAGAGCCACGGUGACCGAGAGGUGCGUCGCUAUUCCCUGGAGGAGCUGAAGGAGCUGCUGAAUAAACUGAUGCUCAUGUCCGGCAAGGGAGACCAGAGCAACGUGGAGGUGGAGAGGUUUUCCGAGGUGUUCUGCAACGUCCAGAGGCUGGCCCAGGCCUUCAUCAACCUGCACUCCUCCGGGAACCUGCUGUUCAGAGCCUGGUCGGCGUCGGUGAGCUGCUGCUCCUCCUCCUCCUCCUCCUCCUCCUCCCGGAGCGAGGCCCGCGUCGACAUGGACUUCCAGCUGGAGCCGGUGGGGAAGCUGAGCGGGCGGGGCGAGGCGGGCGAGGUGCUGGCGGCCCUGUGCAAGCAGAUGGAGCGGUUCCUGGACCAGUGGAAGCGGGUGGUGGCCCGGAAACGCGCCGGCCACUUCUACCUCAACUACUACAGCGCCGAGCAGCUGGUCUACCUGGGCCGGGAGCUGAGCGAGGAGAGCCCCUCCGAGGCGGCCCUGACCAUGCUGUCCUUCAUCAAGGACGACUGCAACAAGUACGACCUCCUGGAGGCGGCCUCCGGGGAGCCCCCCGCCGCCGGCCGCCCCGCCGGGGCCCCCGCCGCCCCGGUCCCGGUGCUGGCCUCCGGGGCGGACCUGGGGACCGAGCUGAGGGCGGUGUGGGAGGCCCACCUGGACGGGACGGGCGCCUUCCUCCCCGACAGCCUGGACCUGGACGCCCUGGGCCUCCGGCUGGCCCGCCUGGCCGCCCUGGCCGGGCCGCCCGUCCUGCGGGACCUCCCCGGGGGCCUGCGGGCCGGCCGGCCCAACCUCAUCCUCUGCCCGCCCGCCGAGGUGCUGGCCUCGGCCCUGGCCGUCUACAUGGAGAGCCCCGGGCAGCCGCCGCCCUCCUACGACGAGGUCCUGCUCUGCUCGGCCGAGACCGGCUUCGAGGAGGCGGCCCUGCUCCUGCGCCGCUGCCUGACCCCGGGCUACGGGGGCCGCAAGGUGUACAGCCUCCUGAACGCCGACCAGCUCAGCUACGACGUCGGCUGCCGUCUGGAGGAGCUGUUCCAGGGGCUGCGCGGGCGGCCCCACCGCCGGGACUAUCGGCUGGUGCUCGUCUGCAGCGGCGAACGGGACCACUGCUACGUCCCGUCCGCCUUCAGCCAGUACAAGGUCCUCGUCACCCCGCAGCGGCCGGCCCGGGACAUCCGCGACUACUUGGCCCGGCACUUCCACGCCCCCCGGGACCGGUCGGCCGCCCGGGUCUUCGAGGGGCAGAUGUGCGUGGGACUCGUGACCUCCGAGAGAGCGGGAGUCGGAAAGUCGUUGUACGUGAAGCGGCUGCACCAGAAGUUGCAGGCGAAGUUCCCCGAUCGGGACGUGCCUCUGAAGACCAUCCGACUGAUCGAGCCUAAGGUGGAUGAGAGCAAAGUGCUCCGGUCCCUGCUGCCCUUCCUGAGUGCCAAGUACCAGAAAAACCCCAUGAUCUUCCACCUGGACGUCACCCCCUCGGUUCAGAGCGGCGUCUGGGAACUCCUCUUCAAGCUGCUGGUCUCGCGGCACCUGAUGGACACGAAUGGGAAGAUGUGGCUUCGGCGGGAGCACCACCUCUACGUCAUCGAGAUCCUGGAAACGGCCCCGGGGACCCCGGAGAAACCGUCCAAACGGACCCAGCCCGGGCCGAGGUUCAGUUUCCCGGACGUGUUCCCGAAGGUCACGUGCCGGCCUCCCAAGCAGGUCCUGGAGAUGCAGACGGAGGCGGGCCGGCCCCCGAGCCCCCGGAACCCGGGGAUGGACCCGCGGAAGUUCCGCAGCCAGCCCUUCCAGCGGGCCUUCCAGUACCUGCGGCGCUUCGACCAGGGGCGGGACCUGGACGGGUUCCGCUACGCGGCGGGCUCCGUGGAGGGCACCCCGAGCGAGUGCCUGCGGCACCUGCUGCUGCACUGCGGGGUGAUGGACCCCUCGUGGGCCGAGCUGCACAACUUCACCCGCUUCCUCAACGUCCAGCUCCGGGACUGCGAGGCGUCCAUCUUCUGCGACCCCCGGUUCGUCGGCGACACCCUGGCGGGCUUCAAGCGCUUCGUGGUGAGCUUCAUGAUCCUCAUGGCCCGCGACUUCGCCACCCCGUCGCUGUCCUCCUCGGACCAGAGCCCGGGCAGGCGGGCCCCCGAGCCGGACGGGGUCCCCGAGGAGGCCCCGGCCCCCUUCUCGGUGCGCCGGAGGUGGGAGUCGGAGCCUCACCCCUACCUCUUCUUCAACGACGACCGCACGUCCAUGACCUUCGUCGGCUUCCACCUGCGGGAGAACGCGGCCGGGGGCGUGGACGCCCUGAGCCCCUCGACGGGGCGGGUCAUCAAGGGGGACGUCAUGAGCCGGGAGCUGUACGGGGGCCUGCUGCUGCAGAAGGUGCCCUUCAACGUGGACUUCGACGCCCUGCCCCGCCACCAGAAGCUGGAGAAGCUGUGCACGGCGCUGGGGAUCCGGUGGGCCCUGGACCCCGACGAGACCUACGAGCUGACCACCGACAACGUCCUGAAGAUCCUGGCGGUGGAGAUGCGCUUCCGCUGCGGGAUCCCCGUCAUCGUCAUGGGCGAGACGGGCUGCGGGAAGACCAGGCUGAUCCGCUUCCUGACGGAGCUGCGGCGGGGCGGGGCGGAGGCGGAGAACCUCCGGCUGGUCAAGGUCCACGGCGGGACGGACGCGGCCCUGAUCCACGCCCGGGUCAGGGAGGCGGAGGCGGCGGCCCUGGCCAACCGGGCCCGGCACGGGCUGGACACGGUGCUCUUCUUCGACGAGGCCAACGCCACCGAGGCGGUCGGCUGCAUCAAGGAGGUCCUGUGCGACCGCACGGUGGACGGGCGGCCGCUGGAGCGGCACUCGGGCCUGCGGGUCGUCGCCGCCUGCAACCCCUACCGCCAGCACCGCCCCGAGACGAUCCGCCGGCUGGAGGCGGCCGGCCUCGGCUACCGGGUCCGGGCGGAGGAGACCACGGACCGGCUGGGCUCCGUCCCCCUGCGCCGGCUGGUCUACCGGGUCCACGCCCUGCCGCCCGGCCUCGUCCCCCUGGUCUGGGACUUCGGCCAGCUGGACGACGCCACCGAGAGGCUCUACGUCCGGCAGAUCGUCCAGCGGCUGGCCCGCGGGACGGGCCUGCCCCCGGCCCGGCUGGGGGCGAUGGCCGAGGCGCUGGCCGCCUCCCAGGGCCACCUGCGGCGCCGGGGCGGGGGGCGCGGCUACGUCAGCCUGCGGGACGUGGAGCGCUGCGUCACCGUCUUCCGCUGGUUCCUGGAGCGCAGCGGCUGGCUCCUGGACCGGCUGGAGGCCUCGCCGGGCCCGGGCCGGGGCGGCCGGCCGGACCCCGUCCUCUGGUCCCUGGUGCUGGCCCUGGCCGUGUGCUACCACGCCUCCCUGGAGGAGCGGGACAGCUACUGGCAGGCCGUCUGCCCGCUGCUGCCGCCCGGCCCCUACCGGGAGGCGCGGGCCGUGCUGGAGGAGAUCGACCGCGUGCAGGACCUCUUCCUGCGCGGCGUCCCGCUGCGGGGCAACGUGGCCAGGAACCGGGCCCUGAAGGAGAACGUCUUCAUGAUGGUGGUGUGCGUCGAGCUGAGGAUCCCCCUGUUCCUGGUGGGCAAGCCCGGCAGCUCCAAGUCCCUGGCCAAGACGGUCGUGGCCGACGCCAUGCAGGGCCGGGCGGCCUACUCGGCCCUGUUCCGCCGGCUGAAGCAGGUCCACCUGGUCUCCUUCCAGUGCAGCCCGCACUCCACCCCGCAGGGCAUCGUGGCCACCUUCCGCCAGUGCGCCCGCUUCCAGCAGGGCAAGGACCCGCGGGAGUACGUGGCGGUGGCGGUGCUGGACGAGGUGGGCCUGGCCGAGGACUCGCCCCAGAUGGCCCUCAAGGCCCUGCACCCCUUGCUGGAGGACGGCUGCGUCGACGACGCCCCGGGCCCGCGCGAGAAGGUGGGCUUCGUGGGCAUCUCCAACUGGGCCCUGGACCCGGCCAAGAUGAACCGGGGCCUCUUGGUGGCCCGGGGCAGCCCCGGCAAGAGGGAGCUGGUGGAGAGCGCCCGGGGCGUCUGCGGCCCGGACGCCCUGACCCGGGAGCGGGUGCGGGGCUGCCUCGCCGCCUUGGCCGAGGGCUACGAGGCCGUCCUCCGGGCCCAGGACAAGGAGUUCUUCGGCCUGCGCGACUACUACAGCCUGGUCAAGAUGGUCGCCGCCGCCACCGGGGCCUCGGGCGGGCCGCCGGCCCCCCGGGACGUCGCCCGGGCCGUCCUGCGCAACUUCAGCGGCAAGGACGACGUCGACGCCCUGGCCCUCUUCGCCGUCCGCCUGCCGGAGGCCGGCCGGCCCGAGGAGCUGGGCGCCCUGCGGCUGGUCGGGGAGAACAUCCGCGGGGACGGCCCGGGGGGCGGGGGCGCCGACCACCCCGGGUGCCGCUACCUCCUGGUGCUGACCAGGAACUACGCGGCCCUGCAGAUCCUCCAGCAGGCCUUCUUCCGGGAGGGCCCGCCGCCCGAGGUCAUCUUCGGCUCCGGCUUCCCCCGGGACCGGGAGUACGCCCGCGUCUGCCGCGACAUCAACCGGGUGAAGGUCUGCAUGGAGACGGGCCGCGCCGUGGUCCUCCUCAACCUCCACGGCCUCUACGAGAGCCUCUACGACGCGCUCAACCAGUACUACGUCCACCUGGGCGGCCAGAAGUACGUGGACCUGGGCCUGGGCACCCACCGGGUCAAGUGCCGGGUGCACCCGCGCUUCCGCCUGAUCGUCGUCGAGGAGAAGGAGGUGGUGUACGCCCGCUUCCCCGUCCCGCUGAUCAACCGGCUGGAGAAGCACUACCUGGACCUCAGCACGGUGCUGGAGGCGCGGCACCGGGAGGCCGCCCGGGAGCUCGAGGCCUGGGCGGCCGCGUUCGCCGCCCUCCGGCCGGCCCGGGCGCCGCCCCGCCGCGACUACGGCCCGCCCGACGUCUUCGUCGGCUACCACUCGGACACCUGCGCCUCCGUGGUGCUGCGGGUGGCCGAGAGGCGGAGGCGGGAGGCCGCCGGGCCCCGGGAGGACGCCCCCGGGCUGGCCGAGGAGGCCCGGCUGGUGCUCCUCGACUGCGCCACCCCCGACGCCGUCGUCCGCCUGCCCGCUUCCAAGCUGGACCCCCGCUCCGCGCGCUCGCUGGCCGAGGAGUACUUCCGCCGCCAGCGGCACGGCUCCCUGGCCGACUUCCUCCGGGCCGACCUCCGGGGGAUGGGGGCCGGCCGCCCCGCCGCCUUCACCGAGGUCACCACUUUCUCCCGGCUGCUGACCGGCGUGGACGCUGAUUCUCUGGAGGCGGAAAUCGGGGACGGGGCUCAGAGACCUCGCAUCUUGUCGCUGCAGCAGUUUGACACGGAGUACUCGUUCCUCAAAGAGAUCCGCAACUGCCUGGACCCCCCGGAAGGAAACAGAAUCCUCAUCGUUCAGACGGACUUCGAAGACGGGUCGCAGAGCGCUCAGCUCAUCGCCUCGGCCAAGUACUCCGUUGUCAAUGAAAUCAACAAGGCGGAGCUGACCGGGGGCUGCGUCUCCGUCUAUUUCAUCACCAAACUCUCCCGGGCCGAGAGUGGGACUCCCUACGUGGGCUUCCACGGAGGGCUCUGGCGGAGCGUGCACAUCGACGACCUCCGCAGGCCCACCUUCAUGGUCUCGGACAUCGAGGCGCUGCAGAACGUCUCCGUCAGCCAGUUGUUCAGCCGGCAGGAGGACGAGCCUCGAGGAGCGGUGCCGGAAGCCGAAAGCGACCCCGCGGCGGGCACGGAGACCGGGCCGGAGGGGGGCCGGGAAGCGGAGCUCGGAAAUCCGAGGGAAGGCUCCGAGGAGAAGGCGGAGGAGGGGCCCUCGGAGAUGCAGAGAAGUCACGCGGAGGUUCUGGACACCACCGUCCUCCUGCGGAGCUGCGUGCAGAGCGCCGUGGGCAUGCUCAGGGAGGAGGAGGGGGCCCCCAGCCGCUCGCCGCGACGCCUAGAGCUGCUGCUCGGCCUCCUGACGGAAGAGGACGGCCCGCAAGCUUCGUUCUUGCGGGUGGCCAAGACUCGCCUCUGCGCCCUCCUGAAGAACCAAGAGGAAAAGAUUUACCACUACAACGUGAAUGAGUGGGUGGCCAGGGAAGCCUUCAACCAAGACGCCCUGCAGGAGGCGGGGACUUUCAGGAACAGCCUGUGGAAGCGGGUCCAGAACGUGGUGACCCCUCUCCUGGCCAGCGUGGUGGCCUUGGUCGACAGAGACCGCAAUCUGGAUUUACUGGUCUGCCCGGAGUCCCCCGCUUGGGUGAGAAGUCUCUGGAUGUUCAUCUUCGGCAACGUGAAGCUCCUCGUGAUCCCGUCCGUGGCCGUCAGCGGUGGGUCGGCGACGUCCAGGGCCCCGCUCCUGGUGCAGAACGACAUGAAGCUGCCCGAGAACGUCUGCGACCGCGUCCCCUUCAGCUGGAGAAUCAAGGAGUACCUGGAAGAGCUCUGGGCGCAGGCCCGGUACAUCUCCAACGCCGAAGGCUCGGCGGAGAAGUUUGUGGAGAUCUUCGAGCAGACGCCGCUGGGCAAGUUCAUCUCCCAGAUGAGGGAGGAGGAACGGCGGGGCCUCCUUCACGGCUACCUCAGAGACUUCCUCCUCUUGACGACGAGGGUGGCCACUUGCGACGAACUACGGUUUCUGCUGGUGGCCCUGUCGUCGGGCCUGGAGCAGCUGAAGGCGUCGAAGAGCCCGGAGGAGGAGCUUUCCCUGCCUUGGGUGCACCUGGCCUACCGGCGCUUCAGGAGCCGCCUGCAGAACUUCUCUCGCAUCCUGGCCGUCCACCCGCCCGUGCUAGACGCCCUCAAGGGAGCGGAGGACAGCCAUAACCUGAGCGGCUCCGAGAUGGCUCUGGACGUGCGCGCGGCCCUGGCCUGUGUGGAGAUGUUGAGGGACGGCGUCCUGAAGCCCAGCCCCAAGGCCUGGUUGCGGGCGGUGAAAAAUCUGCGCAUGCCCAUCGAGCUCGUCUGUUCGGAGGGCCACUUGCGAGACGGCGGGAACGUGUGCGAGGUUCUGCUCCGGAGCGUCAGGACCCAGUGGAAUCAAGUGUUCUCCAUGGCUCUGUUCGUGGAACAUGUCCUGCUGGGGACCGAGGCUCGGAUUCCAAAGCUGCAGGAGCUCGUCAAGGAUUACGUCUCCCUCCUGGGCAAGUGCCUGGAGGACGACUCCGACGUCAAGACGUUGAAACCUUUCACUGCGGUGAUAUCCACCCUCUGUCGGUGCAAGGAAACGGUCAGCCAGGCCUACUUCCGGUAUGGCCUGCUGCCCUGUCCGAUCUGUCUCGGGGACCCCAAAGAGCCAGUCUGCCUGCCGUGCGACCACGUGUUCUGCCAGCAGUGUAUCACGUGGUGGAUGACCCCGGGACAGCUGACUUGCCCCUACUGUCUGACGGAACUGCCGGACCGGUUCGCCGUCACCGUCUCCGGAGAGCACAGGGCCGCCUUCACCGAGCACGCCCAGUUUCGUCAGAUGUGUAACAGCUUCUUCAUCGACCUGGUCACCGGCAUGUGCUUCAAAGACAACGCUCCGCCGGACAAGGAAGUCAUCGAAGAGCUGCUCUCGCUGCUUUUUGUCCGCAAGGAGCUCCUGAAAACCGUCCCGCAGCGAAGCGCCGAGUACACCAAGACCCUCUCCCCUUUCGACGACGUGGUGGAUAAAACGCCCGUCAUCCGCUCCGUGGUGCUGAAGCUGCUCCUGAAAUACAGCUUCCACCACGUGAAGGAAUUUCUCCAGGAGUACCUGUCCCAGAUAGAGAAGAAGCCAUUCUUGGACACGGACAAAACCGAACUCUAUUCGCUCUUCAUAAACUGCCUAGAGGACUCGAUAGUGGAGAAGGCCGGCUCCCGCUCCCCGAACGACGGGCUGAACGACCUGAAGGAGGAAGGCCUUUUCCUCCGGAUCUGCUCCCCUCUGCGGGAGGGCACGGGGGUCGUCUCCGAGGCCUCGGUGGAAUACCUCCAGGAGGCGGCCCGGAUCCGCCUCUGUCUGGCCCGAGCCGCCGACCUGCUCUUCCAACAGCACCAAGAUCCAGGGUUGGCCCCGGAGAAGCAGAGCUACCUGCAGGAGGUGAAGGGCUUCUGCCUCAAGGCACACAGCGACUGGUAUCAGGUGUAUCUGGUGCGGAAGCUGACCGACCAGUUCGGGAUGGAGUUCGCCCAGAACCUGGGCAGGGAGCCUCGCUUCCAGUGGGUGUUCCCCAAGAAAAUCCUUCAGCUGCAGAAGGAUCGGCCGGGCCAGAUGGAUCGGUACCUGGUGUGCGGAAACAACUACAAGGCGCUGCGCGAUGCCUUGGGCGAAGCCCUCAUCAAGUGCGACGCGGAGAUCGUCGUGAAAGCUCUGGAGGCGUGUAACAGUUCCGGAACCGAGCAGGCCGUGUACCUGCUCCUGGCGAUCUUCCAGGAGCUGACCCUCCUCUACAGGUCCCCCAACCCGAGCGUCCACCCCACGGCGGAGCAACUGGAGACCGUGAACGGGUUCAUCGAGAGAGCCCGGGUCCUGGCCCCUCCGGACGUGCAGAGGGUGGCCAAGUCUCUAGUGAGCAACACCUUCCAGUCGCUGCCCGUGAGCCCCACCGACUCCGGCCACUGGGGACGAGCGACGGAGCUGGCGGUCCACGCUGCUGCCGUGUUGCUGUCGGCGAACGACCCCGUGCUGGCCCCGCUGAGGAACCUGGCCUUCGCCCCGGCCGUCAUGCGGGACUCCUUUCUUCCAACCAUGCCCGAGGACCUGCUGGCUCAGGCCCAGACCUGGCAGGGGAUGGGAGCCGUUCGUUGGUAUCGGUGUUCCAACGGCCAUCCCUGCGUGGUGGGAGAGUGCGGUGCCCCCAUGGAGCGCAGCUGGUGCGUGGACUGUGGCGUCGCGGUUGGCGGGGAGAACCACAGGUCCGACCGAGGCUUUCAACCGGUCCAGAACGACCUAGACAGGACCCAGAGAGGCCACGUGCUCGGGAGCCCCCGGAGCAGGGAGCCGGCGGCGGUGGGCGACAGGGAGCUGUCCCCGGUGGUCUUCAUCCUCCUCCGCCUGCUCACUCACCUGGCGAUGCUCCUGGGGACCUCCCAGAGUCCGGAGUCCCUGCGGACGAUGAUCAAGCCCCAGGUGCGGGAUCCCGGGAGCUUCCUCCUCCAGCACAUCCGGAAGGACCUGGAGCAGCUGACCGAAACCCUGGGCAGGAGCGCCGACGACACCGUCAACGUGGUCCACCUCGUCCUGGGCGGCUUCCUCAAGGCGCCCCGGGGAGUCCCGGGCCGGGAGCCCCUGGAUUCCGACCCGACGCUGUCCACCAAGGAGAGGAGAAACCGUUGGGAAAAGGUCGUCGCGGGCCUGAUGGUGUCCGAACUGAAGAAUCUGGACGAGACCCUUCGGGAGGUGAACGGCCGCAUCAGCCGGGACGAGCGCAUCACCUCCAACCUGGUGGCCAAGAUGGUUUACGGCGACCCCACGCCCUUCCUGAGCCGCCUGCCCCGCCCCAGCACCGUGCACUGCUCCAGGAUCUGGACCUGCAGGAAGAAGGUCAGCGUCGACCACCUCCGCCACGUGGUCGAGCAGCGGGACGGCCGGGACACGGUGCCCAUCCUCUGGCGCUUCCUGCAGAAGGAAGGGGAACUGCGGCUGGUGAAGUUCUUACCGGAGAUCCUGGCCCUGCAGAGAGAUCUGGUCAAGAGGUUCCAGAACGUCUCCGAAGUCGAAUUCCACACCAUCAGAGUUUUCCUCAACAGCCACCCAUCAGAUGGGAUGAAGCGUCUGAUUCGGGAGAGAGUAGAAACCUUCCUGUCCACGUGGAACCGUCUGAGACGGUCCAUCGAUACCAACGGUGAGAUUAAGCUCCCCAGGGGUUACUGCGACGCCGACCUGACCCUGGACAGCGAGUUUGAAGUCCUCCUGCCCCGGCGGCGCGGGCUGGGCCUCUGCUCCACCGCUUUGGUCAGCUACCUCGUCGGCCUGCACAACCACUUCGUCUACACGGUGGAGAAGUACACAGAGGAGAGCAACGGCUACUCGGUCAGUCCCUCGGAGGUGACCGACCUGCACGUCAUCAGUUACGAAGUGGAGCGCGACUUGAUCCCGCUGAUUCUGGCCAACUGCCAGUACAGCGUGGAAAGAGGAGGGGAAACCCUGCAGGAGUUCGACCUGGAGAAGAUCCAGCGGCAGGUGAUCGGCCGUUUCCUGCAGGGGAAGCCCCGACUCGCCCUGAAGGGGAUCCCCACUCUGGUGUACAGGCACGAUCGCAACUACGAGCGUUUGUUUCGGGACAUCAAGAACAAAAUGCCGCAGACGUCCCUCCCCAACCCGGUCACCAACGCGAUCGGCGGACACCUGCAGUCCUACAGCGACGUCUGCGAAGCCCUCUCGGUCACGGAAAUCACCCUGGGCUUCCUGGGCACGGCCGGCGGCGACCCCGACGUGCUCCUGAUCCGCUACGUCCAGGACGUCCUGCGGAUGGGCGACCAGAUGGGCUCCCCCGUACUGAAGGCCCUGAGCAGGUGUCACCUCAAGCACGCCAUCGCGCUGUGGCAGUUCCUCUCCUCCCGCAAGUCGGAACAGCUGCUGAGACUCAAGAAGGAUCCGUUCGGGGAAAUCGGCGCGGCCUAUCGGGCCGAGCUCGGCGCCGAGAACGCCCGACUCCUCGACGCCUUCCUGAACGAAGCCGGGCUGGAGGCCUUCCUGCUGGAGCUUCAUGAGCUGAUUGUCCUGAAAUUGAAGCACGCCCAGGCGGAAGGGGAGUUCAACCCGGAAUGGAGCCUGGCAGAGACCCUGGUGAGUUACAUCGAAACCAAAGACGGCGACAUCCCGCCGAGGCUGGAGUCCGGCUUCCCCGGAGAGAUCCUCCUCUCCCACUGCGUGGCCGUCUGGAAGGCCGCCGCGACCCUCAAGCUGGACCGGCGGCUCCGCUGAGGGACCGGGACGUCCCGCCCUCGGCCUCUCCCGCCCCGAGGCGCCGUGGGCACCGCCUCCGGGGUGGGGGGGACUCACGACUUGAAGCUGGAAAGAAGCCAUCGCGUUGGCCAUCCCCAGACGGGGCGGGGGGCCGGAUCCAAGCCCGCCCCUACCCGCCUCCGCCCCGGGCCCGUCCCGCUCCUCGACCGUUAAGCCCGGAGCGACCGCCCCUCUCUCCUUACUGGCGCCAGGUCCGUCGGGUGGCGAGGACGGCUCUUCUGCCCCGGGCGCGUCUCUCAGGAUUCCAACCCUCUGGGGGGGGGCGGGCGGCGAAGCGACGGGACCGCCGCCCGCUCCCCGUUUGCUUUCGCUCGAGCCCGAGACCUCUGGACCACUGCCCCGGAGGGGAUGCCGACUUUCCGGCCGGUGUGUGAAGCUCAGGUCGGCUUUCUGCGAUAUUUAGAUUUCCCUCUUCUGGUGCCUUCUCCCGCUCUGAAUCUCCCGCUUUUCCAACCUCGCCGGUUGGACCCGCACGGAGAAGGGGGGAGCCCCGUGCGUCUGUGGCACCAGCUCAGCCACACCCACCCGGCCGACGGGAGACUGCCGGCGGGAGGGUCCGCCCGGAGGGACGACUCGGACGCCGCGGGAAGUUAAGAGGGGCUCCCGAAAGACGGUCGUCACGGUGUCGCGGCGGGAGACCGGCGAUCCGGUCGAUCCCGACGGCCGCUCUCCCGGACCCCGCGCCUGACGUCUUCCUCCCUCCUUCCUAGAGAAACUCCACCGAUGCGGUCGGGGCCUCAGCCGGGCCGGACCUCGGCAGAACCGUCCUGCCUCCCUCACGCCCCGUCGCUUCAAACCGUUCCUCCCCUCCCCGGCUCCUCCCGAUGCCUUUCCUCAGUCGCUCCGUGCCUUGAUCGUAUCCACUCUCUGCGGGUGAGGUGAGGACCCGGAUCGCCGCGCUGCACUUUUUCUCUCUCUCUCGUUUUUUUAUGAAGGACUUUUGCAUCGAGUUGUUUCGUGCCUUCUCGGAGUCUUAACCGUCAAAUCCGGCCGCUCCGUGACUCGCGUCUCGACGUGAGCUCGGCCCGCGACGCGGCGGAGGCGGAUCUUUUGGGCCGUCGUAAUUCCCGCUUAAAUAAUAAACGUCUCCUCGCCCCUGGG
Molecule: messenger RNA, 16823 nt
Organism: Ornithorhynchus anatinus (platypus)
Lineage: Eukaryota; Metazoa; Chordata; Mammalia; Monotremata; Ornithorhynchidae
Gene: RNF213
Product: ring finger protein 213
Biological process (GO): sprouting angiogenesis; ubiquitin-dependent protein catabolic process; negative regulation of non-canonical Wnt signaling pathway
Cellular component (GO): membrane; nucleolus; cytosol
Molecular function (GO): metal ion binding; ubiquitin-protein transferase activity; ATP hydrolysis activity
Source: RefSeq, a predicted model, not a curated record